AUGGUUGAAAAUAACAUGCAUUCACCAUCAAGCAAGUCAGCUACUACAAAUGAAGUUAAAAAGGCGUUAACUAAAUUCCCCGCUAAAGAUCUUCCUCCACCAACUAUUGAACAAACUCCAACACGAUUUUUAGCUGCAUGUUCAAAACAUGACUUGGAACCAAAUCCAUUCGAACAGAGUUUUUCCGGAGUUAAUCCCCUUUCAGAAAGUUCCGGAACGAAUAGUCCAAAGCCUAGUUUACCACCAGUUGCACAACUUGAAAGCCCAUCAGCUGGUAUCACUACUAAUGAGGAUCAAUAUGGUUGGAAUUUACAGUCACUGCGAAGUGGGCCAUUAUCACCUUCCAUGUUAGCGGGACCGCAAGAUUCAAUGAUGUUUGAUGACAUAAGAGCUGGACGAACAGGAACCACCCCACUUCCUUAUGGCUCAUUCCCAGAUCCAUCACCUCGAACGGCCGCACUUUUUGGAACGCAAAAUUCAAGUUUGUCCUCGUCAUUCAUGAAUGUGAUGACAUUGUCAAAUGCCGCAAAUGCUACAGAUCCUUUUGGUCGUAAUGUUUUCGCUCAGAACGUUCAAAAACCACUUACAGAUUCAGAUCGUAAAACAAUCUCGGAUUCCGUUACUUCCGUCUCGGGCGCUUCCACGUCACAACCUGGCGUUUUACAAUCUGGGGUGAACGCAACGAAUUUGCUUGGUAUAACUAAUGGUUCUAACACGGUUGCGCCUUCCGCUAGCGUAAUGGUAACGAAUCCACUUGGUCAGACAGUGAUGGUUGCAAAUCCUGCGCUUAAUCGAAAUAUGUUGGCUUCGAAUCAACAAGAUACCAUAAAUCGAAAUGUAUCCAUGAUGUCAGAUACGAUCAUGCCAAAAACCGAAAAUGAUGAUUUUACAGAUUCUGCGAUCAUAUUAAAUAAUGGAACACAUUCUAAUGGGAUAAGUUCGAAUAUAUCGCAUCAUAAAGGAUCCGUUCUUACUGCUGAAGAUAGUUUGAUUUCCGAACAACCUCCCUCAAAGAAAAAUGGACAAAAAUCUAAGAGUGAUAUGACGGACGAAGAAAAGCGAAGGAACUUUUUGGAAAGAAAUCGUCAAGCUGCACUUAAAUGCCGUCAACGUAAGAAACAAUGGCUCGCUAACUUACAGGCUAAGGUUGAAUAUCUUACGAACGACAAUGAGACUUUGCAGAAUCAGGCACAAAGUUUACGUGAAGAAAUUCUUAAUUUAAAAACAUUAUUACUUGCACAUAAAGAUUGUCCGAUUGCUCAAGCUAAUGGAGUUAUGGGAUUAGAAUCAAUACAACCCACUGUUGGAGGAAUGGCACAAAAUUUAUCUGGAAUGAAUGUUGGACAUAAUGGAAUUCCAAUUGGAAUGGUUCCAGGUAAUAUGCAAGGAGGCAUUCCAGUCACAAACGUUCAAGGAACAAUGGGAAUGACAAAUGUUCAAGUCCCUCAACACAUGUCAAAUCAUGUAAAUGGACCACCAGGUUCUGGAAUGAUGAGAUAUUAA
Molecule: messenger RNA, 1503 nt
Organism: Funneliformis geosporum
Lineage: Eukaryota; Fungi; Glomeromycota; Glomeromycetes; Glomerales; Glomeraceae
Source: the annotation of a GenBank genome assembly